UCCCAGGUCUGUGGCCCAGGAAUAGCUAGAGCUCAGCCCCAGGCCUCUGGCCCAUUCUGAGGUGGCUUCUCUGCCUAAUUGCUUUCACUGGAGCUGGUCCUGCCUGCUGAGUUCAUGGACUCUAUCUUGCCCUGGUCUUGUCCUUUUAGAUGUGUCAUCCUAGCUUCUCUCCCUCUGCCCCUGCUUUCCCCACCAGGACCCUCGCCCAGUGCUCUCAGUACCCCUGAUGACUCUGCCCUUCAAGCUGGGAAUAUCCUGAGCAAUAGAAGCUUGUCAUUCCAGGAAUCUUCAGCAUACGAGUUCAUGUGUGUGGACUAUACUCAGAAGAAGUGGAGUGUUCCAGCAGUCAUUCAGAGAGCCCUGAACUGGAACGUCAUGCCAGAAAAUUACUGCAGCAUGGCCUCCCUGGCAGGUGGGAACAGGAUGGAGAGUUCAGAGUUGCCUACAAAGCAGGAAAUUUCUAAAAGAUUGGAGUCAUCUGAUAGGAUGUUGGGAGGACUUUAUGGAGUGGUUCCUGGUGGACCAGAAGCUGGAGAUGUCUGUGAAGAUGCUUUAGAGAAGCUAGAAGGGCAACACUCAGAUGAGGAAGGGAGCCGACUGGAAAGUGAUUUCUUGGAAAUAACACACAAGAAUAAAAAUACAUCUACAAAAGAUGGGUGUAAUAAAUAUAAGGAACUUGGAGAACGUCUGAAUGUGUCUUCCUGUCCUGAGGAACAUCAAGGAGUUCUGAAGGGACAGAAAUUCUAUCAAUGUGAUGAAUGUGGCAAAACUUUUAAUUGGAGUUCACACCUCAUUGGGCAUCAGAGAAUCCACACUGGGGAGAAACCCUAUGAGUGUAAUGAGUGUGGUAAGACAUUCAGGCAGACCUCUCAGCUCAUAGUUCAUCUCAGAACCCACACAGGGGAAAAGCCCUAUGAAUGCAACGAGUGUGGAAAGACCUAUCGACACAGCUCCCAUCUCAUUCAACACCAGAGACUCCAUAAUGGGGAGAAACCUUAUAAAUGUAAUGAAUGUGGAAAAGCUUUCAAUGAGAGUUCCAAACUGUUUGAUCACCAAAGAACUCAUACUGGGGAGAAACCUUAUGAAUGCAGUGAGUGUGGAGCAGCCUUUAGUCGGAGUAAAAAUCUUGUCCGACACCAGGUACUUCACACUGGUAAGAAACCCUACAAGUGUAGUGAGUGUGGGAAAGCUUUCUGUUCUAAUAGAAAUCUUAUUGACCAUCAGAGAAUCCACACUGGGGAGAAGCCUUAUGAGUGUAAUGAAUGUGGCAAGGCCUUCAGUCGGAGUAAAUGUCUUAUUCGACAUCAGAGCCUCCACACUGGGGAAAAACCAUACAAAUGUAGCGAGUGUGGGAAAGCUUUCAGUCAGAUCUCUCAACUUGCUGACCAUGAGCGAAUUCAUACUGGAGAAAAACCUUUUGAAUGUAAUGAGUGUGGUAAAGCAUUCAGUCUGAGUAAGUGUCUUAUUCGACAUCAGAGACUUCACACAGGUGAAAAGCCCUUUAAAUGCAAUGAAUGUGGAAAAUCCUUCAAUCAAAAUUCAUACCUCAUUAUACACCAGAGAAUUCACACUGGUGAGAAACCUUAUGAAUGUAAUGAAUGUGGGAAGGUCUUCAGUCAUAAUUCUAGUCUUAUGGUACAUCAGAGAACCCAUACUGGGGAGAAACCUUAUAAGUGCAAUGAGUGUGGGAAAGCCUUCAGUGACAGCUCACAGCUUACUGUGCACCAGAGAGUUCACACUGGGGAGAAACCCUAUGAAUGUAUUGAGUGUGGGAAAGCUUUCAGUCAGCGUUCCACUUUCAAUCACCACCAGCGAACUCACACUGGAGAGAAGCACUCAGCUGUGGCUCAGUCAGUUUCUUAAGGUAUAAAUCUCCAAGACAAAGAGCCAAGAACUUUGAAUUAAGCUUUCUUUAUAAGAAGGAUGCUCACUCUGGUCUGGAUGCUCACCCUGGUGUCCUCUUGGAACCACUAAUUGAAGUGGCCCAUUCCCUAAAUGCUUUCUGCUGGGUCACAAAGGUAGGAGAGAGAGAGAAACAGUAUAAUCCUUCCCCGGUGUUGGAGAAGUUAGGAAUACACAUUUCAUGUAUUUGUAGGUUUCCUUCUUUCUGUCUGUCUUUUUUUUAUUUAAAAUUUAUCUCAUUUCUUAGUUAUGUAGCCCAUAAUCAGACUGUGUGCUUCUCAAGGACAGAGAUCAUAUCUUUUUCUGUUUCAGGUAAUCCGUUUGACCAUUUAUAUAAAGUCAUUCUCCAAGAUUGUUAUUACAUUCUUUCCUUUGUCUUGGCUGUGGCCCUACUUAUCUACUUUUGAAGCUUCUCCUCUAAUCUAGACCCUCAUCACUUGUGUUCCCUCCCUAGAAAACCUUUUCUUCCCAUUUACUAAUCUAUGUCCCUCAGAACCUUUAAGAUCCAGUUCAACUCUGAAAGACUUUUUUUCCGAAAUGCUUCUUCCUCCUAAAUUUCUGUUGAUAUGACCUCAAUGCUGCAAAUUAGCCUGUGCUACAAUUUUCAAUUGUUACUAAAUUUCCUUGUCAGUUAUUCUCAACUUAAUGCAUAUGUGUGUACUUUCAUACCAAUUUAAUGUAGGUGCUUUGUGGCUGGGUAUGGUAUCUAUUUCUUUUGGCAUGAAGAUAAUACUUUGCAUAUACUAGUUGUUAAAUAAGUUUUUAAAACUCACUUUUCCAACUGAGUCAUUCCUAAAGUGGGCAUGAACUCCCAUCCCACCACCCAACUUAAAACUUCUAAAGAUGGAUAUCAUAGAAUAUCACAUACAAAGGCCUCACUUAUGUCUUCUACAUCUAUCCCUGGGAGUCUUCCUGCUCUUACUUCAGCCUCAGGGAGCUAAUGGAUUUGUGUUUGAGCAUGUGGGUAUGUAUGUAUGUAUGUAUCUAGGUAUUGGAGUUGGCACUUGUGUUCCACUGAUAUAUACUUUGCCCUGCACACUGAUUUCAGUUCUGAACUAGCUGACUCCACCCUCCGCCUAAGUAAACAAGAACAGUGUCAAAAUUUACCGUAAAGAAGACUUGACUUUUGUGGCUGUGGCAAAGAUGAUUCAGAAUUCCAGUUUGAAGCGUUCUUGGGUGAUUGGAAUUCACAACGAUGAGGAUUGUGGCAAGACAGAAUCAAACUAAUCGGAUUUCCUUAUCAGUUAGUUCGAUACUAACUUCAAGGUGAGAGAUGUACCCUUAAUUUUUGUAAUUAUCUUCUGGGCCAUCUUUCAUUCGUCAAAGGCAUAAGAAACAGGAAAACGUUUCAGAGGAUUUCCUCUCCUUCAACAGUCACAUAUCAGACAUAAGCUUGAACAACUUUUUCCUUUCACCCUUGCAGUAGGGCCCCUUUGGUGUCUUCCCCCUUCCUCUUAGCAAUACAAGAGGAUUGGCAGUAUGGCAGAGGUGGGGGAGCAGGUUUGAGGGGGAAUGUCAGGUAUGUAACUUGGAGGGGAGAGAUUUUUGUGAGGUGUGUGAUUUAUGUCUCGGAUAAUAGAGAAAAAAGGAAAGAGAGUUGAGGCUCAGGAAAAUAACAAUUAGAUGUGAUUCUGGGGGAAGCAUCUCAGACAUUGUUAGAAAGAAUGUUUAUUGGGGGCCUAAAGAAUUGCUGAACCAAGGACAGGACUGGAAAUUUGCCAUUUGUGAAUAUGUAUUUUCAAUUAAAUUUCUGUUACAGCUAUGUAUUUGGUGUUUAUUUGCAUUUUCCUUUACAAGAUAUGCAGGUAGGACUUUCUUUUUUUAAAUGUUUUACUUUGGGAGCUCUCAGAUCCCAGGGAAGAGCCCAACCCCCAUUAUGAGCACCUGGGUCCAUCCGUCCACCCUAAUUUGGACAUUACUGGUCAUGUCAUCAGUAGAACCCCCGGCCUGUUAGAUGCUGUAAUUUUAUCUUCUGGUUCUUGUCCCCUCAUUCCCUGCCACACUAAGUCUCUGUAGUGGCAGAUCCAGCACUAUUCAUGACUGUUACCCACCACUAGCAGUCUGGUGGGUGCUCGGUAGAAAUGAAUGUCUUCACUUCCUGAAAAAGCACUCAGGCUCUUGGAUGGAGGAAAAAGGGCUACAGGUGAAAGCCACACCUCAAUUUCUAUUGGUUAUUCGUAGUGUCAAAAAAAUUACUGAUUUUUAAAAACUUUAUCUGGAUCUGGUUAUCUUGCUAAAUUAUUUUUAGUUUUAGUAGUUUUUUUAGUUUCAUUUCCUAGCUUUUGUAGGUAUACAAUAAAUAAUGAUUAGUCUUCUCUUAAUGGCCAUUCUGUAUGCCACUUACGUCAUGCAUUAGCAAGAAUAUAAAAAGAUAUCGAAUGGUGGAUAACAGGUGUUGCAUGUCUUGUUCCUAACUUUCAGGAGAAAUGUUUUUAGCAUCUCACGGUUUUAUAUGAUGUUCACCUCGCUGGUUUCUGAUAAAUAUUCUAUUGUGUUUAGGAAGUUUCCUUCUAUCUAUUUUUAGAAGAAGCAAUAUGGUAUCUAAGUGGUUAAGAACACAGAUUUUGUGCCUAGCACUCUAGGUUCAAAUCCUCACUCCACCACUUUGUUAGGUUUGUGAUCCUGGGCAAGUCACUUAGCUUCCUCUGUCUCGGUUCUUCCAUCUAUAAAAUGGUUCUACCUCAUGGGGCUGUGAGGAUAAAAUUAGUUAAUAUAAGUGUAAGGCACUUAAAACAACGCUUGGCAUUUAGUACACUAGCAAUUAUUGUUAGAGCUUUUAUUAGGAAUGGAUGCUAAGUUCUAUCGAAUUUUUUAAAAGUCUGUUGGUGUAAUUUUACAGGUUAUAUUUAUUUUUGAAAUUCACUUUAUUGAAAGUUGUCAAACAAUUGAAAGUUCCUUACAUUCUUGGAAUAAAAUCCAUUUGCUCA
Diceros bicornis minor is the source of this 4829-nucleotide messenger RNA. Its product is annotated as zinc finger protein with KRAB and SCAN domains 7-like. Gene Ontology annotation, cellular component: nucleus. Lineage: Eukaryota; Metazoa; Chordata; Mammalia; Perissodactyla; Rhinocerotidae. The transcript is spliced from 2 exons. The record is from RefSeq and is a predicted model, not a curated record. Gene Ontology annotation, molecular function: DNA-binding transcription factor activity, RNA polymerase II-specific; RNA polymerase II cis-regulatory region sequence-specific DNA binding. Bases 115 to 1863 code for a protein of 582 amino acids. Gene Ontology annotation, biological process: regulation of transcription by RNA polymerase II; central nervous system development.